Molecule: messenger RNA, 1270 nt
Organism: Gamsiella multidivaricata
Lineage: Eukaryota; Fungi; Mortierellomycota; Mortierellomycetes; Mortierellales; Mortierellaceae
Exons: 1
Coding region: 59-1156 (365 amino acids)
Source: RefSeq, a predicted model, not a curated record
AAAAAAAAAAAAAAAAAAAAAAAAAAAAAAGGAAAAGUGACGAGUUGAUGGAUAGAAAAUGGAAAGAGCUUUUGUCUUGGAUGGAGAAUGUAGAGGUUGCUCGUGGGAACUUGACAGAUGUGGCAACUCCGAGCGCGAGGAGCAUAUACAUGUGCACCCUGUGCUUGUGUAUGUGUGCAUGUUUUUUUUUUUUCUUUUUUCUCCCAGGAGAACUCGACGUACAUCCGGAUCUGGGUUUGAAAAAAAAAGAGCCGUUUUAGCGUUGGAGCACAGAGUCCAACAUCCGCCACGGUUUUUUGUGCAACCAUGCAAAUCAUGGACUUAUCCCGCAUUUUUUUUUUGUGCGAUGCACUCGACAUUGACCCACUUUAUUUUUCAAAAUGUAGACGUCUCAAAGGGCAGUUACUACGCCAACCCCCUGAUGGACGAACCCGAAUCCUCCCCCAUCCUCCAAUCCCAAUUCCCCGAAUACUGCCAUCCCAACGUCUGGCCCAAGGAUUCCCUCCCCGAACUCGAAGAAGCCUUCAAGGCCCUGGGCCAAUUCGUCGUCAAGAUCGGUUCCGAAGUCGCCAAGAAAUGUGAUGCCUUUGUCCAUUCAAAACUCCCAACCUUCUCUCCAACUCAUCUCCAGGACGUCAUCCGUACCUCCAAGACCACCAAGGCCAGAUUACUCCAUUACUACCCGCAGUCCGGUGCGCUCGAGGGCGAGAACCGGGAGGAUAUGGACUCUUGGUGUGGAUGGCAUCUCGAUCACGGUUCCCUCACGGGUCUCACGAGCGCCAUGUAUGUGGAUGAAUCCAAGUCCGAGCUCGAGGAGGUCAAUUGCCCGGAUAAGGAUGCGGGUCUCUAUAUCCGGAACCGUGGCCAACAGGUCGUGAAGGCCUCGAUCCCAAGAGAUCAUCUGGCCUUCCAGACUGGUGAGGCUCUACAGUUGGCGACGAGGGGCCUGUUGGCGGCAACCCCACACUGUGUGAGGGGCGCGACUCCGCCGGAGGAGGAUCCAAAGAGGUAUGCGACGCUGGCAAGGAACACCUUUGCGGUCUUUAUGCAGCCAUCCCUCGAGACCGUGGUCACAGAGGAUGGACGGAACUUUGGAGAGUGGACGAAGGAGGUCCUUGAUCGGUACUACGACAAAGAGUCCAAGGACAACAAGUAGUCUUUUAUUUUUCCUGGAAGAAAUAAAUCAAUUGAGCGCGCAGUGUCCUCUCUCUGCAUCGUUUGUCUUUAGUCUAUGAAGAUGCGUUCUUUGAGUCUGUCAACAACAGAUGCC